Molecule: messenger RNA, 1952 nt
Organism: Cherax quadricarinatus
Lineage: Eukaryota; Metazoa; Arthropoda; Malacostraca; Decapoda; Parastacidae
Source: RefSeq, a predicted model, not a curated record
GAGGAGAAGGGGGAGAAGAAGAAUACGUAAUAAUAGUAAUAGGUAAUAAUAGUUCCCUUGAAGCAUGAACAACAAAAUCCACCCCUGACAAUGACAUGAUAAGAUGAGAUAACAUCUGAUAAGAGCUGACAUUUGAUGAGCAUACACAAGGGUGCAGUGAUAACACUUGAUAAGAAAAGAUUAGAAGCAUCACCCUCAUUUGUUUUCAAUGGUACACAAACAUGUCUGUCAAGCUCCCUAUCUGUCUGUCUGUCUAUCCGUCUAGCUCUCUGUCUCAGAGAGAGCCACAAGACUGGGUCGUCACCUUUACUCAUAUCUUCAAGCAGAGUAUAGCACUUUGUCUGGAUUUUUUGGGUUAUCCUAGGUAAUUUACACUAUGUAUACUUGUAUUUAUGUGUACCUGUGACACAGAGAUAGAUGGAAAGAGAUAGAGAUAGACAGGGAUAGACAGAGGCAGAUAGACAAAGAUAGAGACGAGAGACAGACAGAGAUAGACAUAGAUACAGACAGACAAACGGAGAUAGAGCCAGGCCAGCAGCCGCCAGCCACGCAGCUGGCCAGCCAGAAUUGUUUCUCUUUACUUAGGGCAUAGGUUAUAAGACAUUCUGAAAGGGUGUUGCACAAAUAUUGCACAUGGGUUAUUAUCGAGAUUUUUUUAUAUUUCAUCAAUAUGAAAUCAGUGAAUUCCAGGUGUUUGCUGUGCUGUUUGCUCUAGCUGGCUCUCAUUUGAACUGGUGCUCCCACAAGGUAUUAAGUGGUCCCAGAUUUUUUCAAUAGUGCACACUGAAUGGUAGGACCCAUCCUAUGCUGACAAGGCAUUUCAGGCCAGUCGUGCCAAAUUUGAAGGCAGGAAAAAUAAAACGUAUAUAUACGUUUGGGGCACUAGUGGUAAAAAACGUAUAUAUACGUUUGGACCGUUUACAGGUUAAAGGAUUAACAGUACAAAUGGUCAUAGCAUAAUAACAAAUUCACUUAAAGCGAACUUGCAUUAAGAAAAGGGAACCUACUGGGUAUAUAUACUGUAGAAGAUAACUAUAACAACUUAAAGGCUGUCAUACAUUUAUGCCUGCAGAAUGUACACAGAUAAAUGUUGUUAUGAUUAUUAUUAUUAUAAUAAUUACCAUAUUUUCAUUGUUAUUAUUGCCAUAAUUAUUUGUUAUUAUAUUACAGUAUUAUUAUUAUUAUUUUUAUUGUUGUUAUUAUUACAUACAAAUACUGCACUAUGCAUAUACAUGUACUGUACUGUAUGCUUGACCAUUACUCUUUAACAGAUUUAUGGCAAAUUGUAUCCUGUUUGCAUGAACUUAGUGACUGAGGUAGCAGUGUUUGGUAAAGCAGUGAGUAAUGGAAGCAGUGACUCUUGUGGACAGACACCUUCCACAGCAUUAAUAGUCUGUGCCUCUGGAUCAGUUAAGGCUGCCCACUCAAAACUACCCGGCUUCCUGGUCACCCUUUGUCAUGUAGCUCAGCCUGUAGUCUGGACUGGAAUUAUGGAAGUUGGUGAUACAUCCGUUAUUGUGGUUGUUGGCAAGAAUGCAAUUAUGGCCAUUGGAAAACCAGUACCAUCAUCAGUAUUACACACUUCCACUACAAGAGAUGAAAACUAUGGUAAAGGCAGCUUACAUUGGUCUACAAGAACUCUUACAACAGCUGCAGUAACAUGUUAUGGUCAGAAGAAUGCUCUUGUUUUUUCUGAUGGUGUUUCAUGCUGGCUGUGUCGUAUUACUGCUGUAGGCGGUGAUGAAAUGGAAGUGGAGUGCCAUGAGUUAUCAUAUAAUGGAGUUAUGCAAAUUACUUGUAAAAACAUGGACUGUAUUGAAAUGUUAACAUACCACUCAGCCACAGAUGCCACAAAAGCUAGGCAGCCUGGGUUACAAGCCAUGUUUCUUCCCAGCCCGGGCACACCAGUGGGUCUCAAGCAUGGCGUCAAGCUACAGCAGGUCCUCGAAUAA